AAAAAAACCCACGAGCAGAGAAGUUCAAUCGCAGUAUUUUGCCCCGUGGGAUCCACAUAAGGUAUAUAGAGAGAAGAUAGCUGAUGGCAGCUUGUGAGAAGAGAAUACGGAAGUGGUGACUGAUGUCGUUGGAAAGGCUUUUGGUGCAGAAGUUGGCAAUGUUCUAAGUAAUUCUCGAAAGAGGGAGUUUUUGGUUUAGUGUGUCUCAUUUGUGUCUUGUGUUGGUGGCUUUCAGCAUGGUCUCAUUUCUUUUACAGAGUAAUAUGAAGAGUCUAGACACUGUAAUUCAAUUAUUGGUUAACGACACUAGUGCACAGAAAGAAUCCACAGCUGACUUAGGUUAAGGAGAAAAUUAAUGAUGCCCACAUUGGCUUACCUUUCACCUUAAAAUGACUGAAUGCUUGGCAGGAAGUGUAAAGAGGCUUUCUGUUUGACACUAACAAUGUUCAUGUAUCCAAAAUGGGUAACAAAAAUUUCCUAAGUAUAUACUUAUUUAGUGUUGACAGUGUUGUCUGAGCAGUUGUUACAGGCUCUUGAAUAAAAUAAGUCUAAGAAGCAGGUGUUAAACUAGCAGGCAAGGGUUGUGGUAGCAACUAUAUUAUGUCCUUCUAGUCAUUGCGUGUCCUGCUGCUGCUGUGACCCCCUGAAAAAAACAUAGUCAUAUAAUGAAGCAAGUUGAAUUCUGACAGACCCUUUUGGUUCAUUGUUUUAUUUUUUCUGUUAAUUUGUAUGUGGCUAUUUUAAAAUCUUUUAAAUAUAAAGCUAGCUCAUCAGUUUUUAAGAAUUAGUGAAGAAUUAAUGUUUCUGCAACUGACAACUUUCCCUUAAGACGAGAAAAAAUACUUUUCAAAAGUCCCAAGUUUUAAAACUUGGAGCUCGCUUGGAUUAAGUGAUUGGUUUUCGGGAUGUAUUUCUGAAAAGUUAGUUACUCGUGCCUAAUAAACUAGGAUAAUUAUGCAUCAUUUGUUUUGUAUAGGAAAAAUUAAUACUGAUCUGUUUCCAAUCUUUGUUAUUGAAAAGUAGAGAACAAGUCUCAGUUUGAUGAUAGUUUAAUGAUUGUCACGGAAGUCUGGUGACACAUCAGGCAGGCUCCAAGCCCACAGUGUACCUGCGAGUGCAGCUACGUGCUGGGACAGCCUGUGUCUUGGCUGGAGGUCAGGGAAGGGCCACUGGAGUUCAUCUCCCUUCAACUCCGUUUGCAGGAAGCUUAGGAAGAUUUUCUCCUAUGCGUGGGGUGCCCACUGCAUGGAGGUUUCUUGUUAUGCCUGGGAUGAAUUUUGCUCUUGAAAUGCCUGUAAAAUUAGACUAGUGAAUUUAAGUUGUUGCACAUACAUUUGAUGUUAUUACUGCACACAGUGUUAGGUGUUGUACAGCUUAGAACCAAAAUCACUGUGUUUGAUAUUUCACUGUAUUGCAACACUUUUAAUGUCGGCUCACAGCAGUAAAAGUGCAUGUUUGUGUGGGUUGGAGAGAUGCUUUUGAUGUUCCAUACUUAAGGCACUUACAUGAAGGUGGUGGUGUAGAACGCGUUUGGUCCCAUGGCAUUGUUUCUCACAGCUGCUCUCUAAACCACAGCGAGGACUCUUUUCUUACCUCUUGUGCUCAGUGGUUUGAAAGGAGACAUUCUGGCGUAUCCCCAAGCGGGAGCUACUUCCAUGUGGGCUUCCUGCUGUGGGUUGCUGAAUGAAGUCAUGGGUACUGGAGCUGUCCGUGGCCAGCAGGCUGGCUUUGGGGGAGGUGCUGGCCCAUUCAGAUUCGCACCAAAUACAGACUUCUCAGCGUACCCAUCUCCAGCUGCGGCAGGCACUAACAUAGUUUGCAAAGCCUGUGGACUUUCCUUUUCAGUUUUUAGGAAAAAACAUGUGUGUUGUGACUGCAAGAAGGAUUUUUGCUCAGUUUGUUCAGUCUUACAAGAGAAUCUCAGAAGAUGUUCCACUUGUCACUUGCUGCAAGAAACAGCCUUUCAGCGCCCUCAGUUAAUGAGAUUGAAAGUAAAGGAUCUGCGUCAGUAUCUGAUUCUCAGAAACAUACCAACGGAUACUUGCAGAGAGAAAGAAGACUUGGUGGAUCUCGUGCUGUGCCAUCAUGGAUUAGGUUCAGAGGAGGAUAUGGACGCUAGUAGCUUGCAUUCCUCACGGUCACAGACUUCGGGCUUUUUUACUCAUCCAUUUUCUAUGUCUGUAUCGGUGUCAUCUCAAGGGGAACUCGCAAACAGAAGGGGAAGCACAGGAAAUGGAACACCUUUACGGGGACAAAUGGAAACAUCCUCUAUAAAUAAUGAAGAAGAAGAAAGUGCAGAAGAGCAGACCCCUGGAUUGUCCAGAAAGCGAGUGAGGGCAUCUUUGUCCGAUAUUUCAAGUCUGGAAGACAUUGAAGGGUUGAGUGUUCGGCAGCUGAAGGAAAUACUUGCAUGUAAUUUUGUCAACUACUCAGGAUGCUGUGAAAAAUGGGAACUUGUGGAAAAAGUGAGCAGACUAUACAGAGAGAGUGAGGAAAACCACAAGACACAGGGUGAGAAGAUGCAGCUGAAUGACAAUGACGAUAACCUGUGUCGGAUCUGCAUGGAUGCCAUCAUCGACUGCGUCCUGCUGGAGUGCGGCCACAUGGUCACUUGCACCAAGUGCGGCAAGAGGAUGAGCGAGUGCCCCAUCUGCCGACAGUACGUCGUACGGGCCGUGCAUGUGUUCAAAUCUUAAACCAAGACCAAAACCGGAUUUUAUAGUCACCCUUCCCGGAUUUCUGUGGGCAGCAGUGCUGAAUCUUGGGGCGAUGUCAGCUUUUUAGUUCUCAAUAAACACAGCAUUUUGAACAUCA
This is a messenger RNA of Harpia harpyja (harpy eagle), 2814 nucleotides long. It is a transcript of the gene RNF34, whose product is annotated as ring finger protein 34. The transcript has 6 exons. The record is from RefSeq and is a predicted model, not a curated record. Gene Ontology annotation, molecular function: ubiquitin protein ligase activity. Lineage: Eukaryota; Metazoa; Chordata; Aves; Accipitriformes; Accipitridae. The coding region runs from base 1656 to 2696 and encodes 346 amino acids. Gene Ontology annotation, cellular component: plasma membrane; cytoplasm. Gene Ontology annotation, biological process: proteasome-mediated ubiquitin-dependent protein catabolic process; negative regulation of extrinsic apoptotic signaling pathway via death domain receptors; protein K48-linked ubiquitination.